Jaminaea rosea is the source of this 1736-nucleotide messenger RNA. Its product is annotated as CNDP dipeptidase. NCBI's taxonomy places the organism in Eukaryota, Fungi, Basidiomycota, Exobasidiomycetes, Microstromatales. The coding region runs from base 10 to 1458 and encodes 482 amino acids. Gene Ontology annotation, molecular function: metallodipeptidase activity. Gene Ontology annotation, biological process: proteolysis. The transcript is spliced from 2 exons. The record is from RefSeq and is a predicted model, not a curated record.
AUCACCAUCAUGUCCUCUGCCAUCGACAAGGUUUCAGCGCAAAUCGACGCCAACCGCGCAGGCGUCAUUCAACGCCUGGCAGAUGCCGUAGCGAUCCCCUCGGUCUCUGGCGACGCAGCUCAUCGCCCGCAGGUGAUUCAGAUGGCGCAAUGGAUGGCAAAGUCGCUCGAGGGCGUAGGCUGCGAGAACAUCAAGUUCAAGGAGCUAGGAAAGCAGACGCUUGACGGUCAGGAGGUAUCACUGCCGCCUGUCGUCUUUGCGGACUACCGCGAAGGAAAGGCAGACGCCAAGAAGACGGUCCUCGUCUACGGUCACUACGACGUGCAGCCUGCUUUGAAAUCAGAUGGGUGGAACACGGAACCUUUCAAGCUAGAGUACGACGAGAAGACUGGAAGGCUGUACGGGCGAGGCAGCACGGAUGACAAGGGCCCAGUCAUUGGCUGGAUCAACAUGCUCGAGGCGCAUCGCCAAGCGGGCGUCGAGCUCCCGGUCAAUCUCAAAUUCGUCUUCGAAGGCAUGGAAGAGUCAGGCUCGGUCGGCCUCGACGAGCUCAUCGCCCACGAGCACGCUCAAGGCUCCUUCUUCAAGGGCGUCGACGCGUGCUGUAUCAGUGACAACUACUGGCUGGGUACAAAGAAGCCUUGCCUCACGCAUGGCCUGCGUGGUGUCGCCUACUUCAAGCUGCAUAUCAGCGGGCCCGCUGCGGACCUGCACUCGGGUCUGUUCGGCGGCGUUGUCCACGAGCCCAUGACCGACUUGUUCGCCAUCAUGUCCAAGCUGGUUACGCCGCAGGGCGACAUCUUGAUUCCGGGCAUCAAGGAGCUCGUCACCCCGCUGACCGACGAAGAGUUCAAGCGCUAUCAAGUUAUGGACUUCAGCGUGCAGGACAUGGAGGGCGCCACGGGCUCAAAGACGACCAUCGCCGACGACAAGGAGAAGAUCCUCAUGGCCCGCAUGCGCUACCCGUCUCUCUCCCUUCACGGAAUCGAAGGCGCCUUCUCCGAGGCGGGGACAAAGACGGUCAUCCCGGCCAAGAUCGUAGGCAAGUUCUCCCUUCGUCUCGUUCCCGACAUGACGCCUGCGAAGGUCAAUGAGCUGGUCGAGGCCUACAUCAACGCCGAGUGGAAGAAGCUGGGGAGCAAGAACACCCUUCGUCUCGAGGCAGAGCAUGGCGGGAAGCCUUGGCUUGCCGACCCCAAUCACUGGAACUACGAGGCGGCUGCGAAAGCGGUUCAGAAAAUCUACGGUGUUGCGCCUGACUACACGAGGGAAGGAGGUUCCAUUCCUGUCGCGUUGACCUUUGCCGAGACUUUGGGAAAGAAUCUGCUCCUGCUGCCGUUGGGAAGGGCAGACGAUGGCGCGCACAGCACGAACGAGAAGAUUGACGUUUCGAACUACGUCGAGGGGAGCAAGUUGUUGGGUGCGUACCUGCACGAGAUCGCCGCGGCGACUGCGUGAGGGCUGCAUUGGAGAUGGAGGUGUAAUGCAAAUCAGAGUCACCAAAGCAGAGAAGCAAGUGUAGAUUGGGACCGGCGUACAAGUACAUAGAGGGGUGAGCGUGAAUCAAGGCAACGUAGGGUGACGCGACGGGUCGAGAGAAUAGACGAUGCCCUAUGCGUGAAGGGAGAAGAUGUCAGCGAGACUGCCCGACCUUGUUGUAGUUGCCUCGCACACACAUUGUUCGACUUCUUGACGACGUGCUUGGCGGCCACGAGCGCAAUGAGGCAUUUGUUGAC